AUGGAUGGGCAGCAAGAUUGCCUCACCCAGGGUGCUCUUGAUAAUGCUGAUGUCUCUUCCUUACCUGAGAGGCCCUCAGAGCUUCCAUGUGCGUUCUAUAUGAAGACUGGAAAGUGUAAAUUCAGCGUAUCCUGCAAAUUUCAUCACCCUAAAGGCGUGGAAGUGCAAUCAGCUGGAGAACAAUAUGCCACUGUGCUCCAGAAUGAAAUAUCUGAAGAUUCAAAGCCAGUGCAGCCACUUUAUACCCCAGCAUUGUUGCAUAACACCAAAGAGUCAAUAGUUCUCACAGAGGAAAAUAGAGAAUAUGAUGACGUGUAUAUACUAGCAAUAGCAUGUACUGUUGAAGGCGACAACGAGCUCACUGGAGGUAUUAUCGGUGACGGCGGAACGAGAAUGUGA
Messenger RNA from Fraxinus pennsylvanica, 399 nucleotides. NCBI's taxonomy places the organism in Eukaryota, Viridiplantae, Streptophyta, Magnoliopsida, Lamiales, Oleaceae. The record is from the annotation of a GenBank genome assembly.